AGCUGAAACAUUUCUGAAGAACGGCGUUUGGCUAAGGAGCCAUGGAGCUGGGAGAGGGGAGCCCUCAGCACAUAAGGUGUUACUUGAAAAUCCUUUGCAAUUUUUUCGAGCUGAGCUUUGGGUCAAAGAUAUAAAUGAUCACACUCCCAUGUUCCUAGAUAAAGACAUACUUUUGAAAAUCUCAGAAGGUGCUGCUCCAGGAACCUCAUUCCAAAUGGAGAGUGCUCAGGAUUUGGAUGUAGGAAAGAAUGGUGUCCAAAACUACACCUUAAGUCCCAAUCCUCAUUUCCACCUUAAAUUACAAGACAGUGAGGAGGGCAGACAUUACCCAGAGCUGGUACUGGACCAAUCUCUGGAUAGAGAAAAGGAGCCUGAGGUUAGAUUGACGCUAACAGCGGUGGAUGGUGGGUCUCCGCCCAGAUCUGGAACUGCAGUGGUGCGUGUGCUGGUUUUAGAUAUCAAUGACAAUGCCCCAGAGUUCGACAGGCCUGUCUAUGAGGUUCAAGUACCAGAAAACAGCCCUCUGGACUCCUCAGUCGUCAAGGUGUCUGCUACAGAUUUAGACGCAGGAAUAAAUGGAGAACUAACUUACUCAUUUUCGCACGUCUCCAGAGACAUACGGAAAACAUUUGAAAUCCAUCCAGUUACUGGUGAAGUCCAUUUAAAAGGGCCUCUGGAUUUUGAGUUAAUUCAGUCUUAUACAAUAAAUAUUCAGGCCAUUGACGGUGGGAGUCUCUCGGGGAAAUCAGCAAUUUUAGUUCGGGUUGUAGAUGUGAAUGACAACCCACCGGAAAUAGUCAUAACAUCUCUUACCAGCCCCAUACCAGAAAAUUCGUCCCCUGAAAUGGUGGUCGCUGUUUUUAGCUUACGAGACCAAGACUCUGGGGACAACGGAAGGAUGGUUUGCUCAAUUCAAGAUGAUCUCCCUUUUAUCCUGAAACCAACGUUCAAGAAUUUCUUCACUUUGGUCACCGAAAAACCACUGGACAGAGAGAGCAGAGCCGAGUACAACGUCACCAUCACCGUCACCGACAUGGGGACCCCCAGGCUGACAACCCAGCACCACAUAACCGUGCUGGUCUCCGACGUCAACGACAACGCCCCCGCCUUCACCCAAACCUCCUACACCCUCUUCGUCCCCGAGAACAACAGCCCCGCCCUGCACAUCGGCAGCGUCAGCGCCACCGACGCCGACGCGGGCGCCAACGCCCAGCUCACCUACUCGCUGCUGCCGCCCCCGGACCCCGGCCUGCCGCUGGCCUCGCUGGUGUCGGUCAACGCCGACAACGGCCACCUGUUCGCCCUGCGGGCGCUGGACUACGAGGCCCUGCAGGCCUUCGAGUUCCGCGUGCGCGCCACCGACCGCGGGGCGCCGGCGCUGAGCGGCCAGGCGCUGGUGCGCGUGCGCGUGCUGGACGCCAACGACAACGCGCCCUUCGUGCUGUACCCGCCGCAGAACGGCUCUGCGCCCUGCACCGAGCUGGUGCCCAGGGCGGCCGAGCCCGGCUACCUGGUGGGCAAGGUGGUGGCGGUGGACGGCGACUCGGGCCAGAACGCCUGGCUGUCCUACCAGCUGCUCAGGGCCACGGAGCCCGGGCUGUUCGGCGUGUGGGCGCACAACGGCGAGGUGCGCACGGCGCGGCCGCUGAGCGAGCGCGACGCGCCCCGCCACCGGCUGCUGGUGCUGGUCAAGGACAACGGCGAGCCGCCGCUGUCGGCCAGCGUCACGCUGCACGUGCUGCUGGUGGACGGCUUCUCGCAGCCCUACCUGCCCGCGCGCGACGCGGCGGCCGACGCGGCCCCGGCCGACCCGCUCACCGUCUACCUGGUGGUCGCGCUGGCGGCGGUGUCGUCGCUCUUCCUGUUCUCGCUGCUGGCGCUCGUGGCGGUGCGGCUGUGCCGGCGGAGCGGGGCCGCCUGGGCGGGGGGCUGCGCGGCGCCCGAGGGCCGCUUUCCGGGCCCCCUGGUGGAUGUCAGCGGCGCGGGGACCCUGUCCCAGAGCUACCAAUACGAGGUGUGUCUGACAGGUGGCUCAGGUACCAAUGAAUUCAAGUUCCUUAAACCAGUUAUCUCCAACCUCCUGCCCCAAAAUCCUGAAAGGGAGGAAAGCCACACCUUUCUGAAUGGCUUUGGGUUCAAUUAAGGAUUUCAUUAUUACGCAAAACUUUUAGAAUCAGUGCUACUUCUUUGUAAAAUUUAUUCAUUGUAAUGUAAAAUUCUUUCUUUUGGGUAAGUUCACUGAGAGCUCUGAAAUUUCAACGCCUGCUUUCUGCUCUUCUUUAUAGUAACUGAGGAAAAACUGAGGGAGCUAGAAUUUGUUUAGCCUUUCUUCCAAAAUGCAGCCUCAAAUAAUUUAUUUAAAUACAAAUGGAGCAAAAGUAGGUUUACAGUUGUUCUAAUUGCUGGUAGGUGGUGUAUUAAAAUAAAUUCUAAUCUUAUUUAGAUUAAGGGAUAUAUCCAGCCACACUUCCCGUUGGAGAACUUCCCUGUAUGACCCGAGGGAGAAUCACUACUGAGAUGCUUGUUCUAUUUUUCUUUACUUUUCCUAACGAUUUUAUUGGUCCAGCAAUGGACUCCCGAUUAAAGCAAUGCUUGUCACAUUCUCCAAGCCCUUAAAUUGGCAAUUAAGAUGUAGUUUUUCUUGAUUUCUUGUAGCUAGGAAAUAAAUGCUAAACAUGG
Miniopterus natalensis is the source of this 2679-nucleotide messenger RNA. Lineage: Eukaryota; Metazoa; Chordata; Mammalia; Chiroptera; Miniopteridae. The record is from RefSeq and is a predicted model, not a curated record.